Pristis pectinata (smalltooth sawfish) is the source of this 5358-nucleotide messenger RNA. Its product is annotated as serine/threonine-protein kinase BRSK2-like. Gene Ontology annotation, cellular component: cytoplasm. Lineage: Eukaryota; Metazoa; Chordata; Chondrichthyes; Rhinopristiformes; Pristidae. The coding region runs from base 145 to 2652 and encodes 835 amino acids. Gene Ontology annotation, molecular function: tau-protein kinase activity; protein serine/threonine kinase activity; ATP binding. Gene Ontology annotation, biological process: protein phosphorylation; microtubule cytoskeleton organization; intracellular signal transduction. The record is from RefSeq and is a predicted model, not a curated record. The transcript is spliced from 19 exons.
UACCCUGUGUCUCUUGUCUAACUAACCCAAGGGUCUUGGGAGGGUUGGGAGACAGGAGAAAAAAGGGGUGUCUUUUUUAUAUAUAUAAUUUCAAAUCGUAAAUUAGAUCCUAAGAGCCAAAAAAAGGGAGCUUAAAUCGAGACAAUGUCAACAUCCACAAAAGAAGCAGGUUGUGCACAAUAUGUGGGACCGUACCGGCUUGAGAAGACGCUAGGAAAAGGGCAGACAGGGCUGGUGAAGCUUGGCAUUCACUGCAUUACGGGGCAGAAGGUUGCAGUAAAGAUUGUAAACCGGGAGAAGUUGACAGAGUCCGUCCUCAUGAAGGUGGAACGAGAGAUUGCCAUCCUGAAGCUGAUCGAACACCCUCACGUACUGAAGCUCCACGACGUCUAUGAAAAUAAGAAAUAUUUGUAUUUAGUGUUGGAACACGUGUCCGGAGGGGAAUUAUUCGAUUACCUCGUCAAGAAGGGAAGAUUGACACCAAAAGAAGCUCGCAAAUUUUUCCGACAAAUUAUAUCUGCACUGGAUUUCUGUCACAGUCACUCCAUCUGCCACAGGGAUUUGAAACCGGAAAACCUUCUCCUGGAUGAAAAGAACAACAUCCGGAUUGCGGAUUUUGGGAUGGCUUCCCUCCAGGUUGGUGAUAGCCUCCUGGAGACCAGUUGUGGGUCUCCACAUUAUGCUUGUCCAGAAGUCAUCAGGGGAGAAAAGUACGAUGGCCGUCGGGCGGAUGUGUGGAGCUGUGGGGUCAUCCUCUUUGCACUUCUGGUGGGUGCGCUGCCUUUCGAUGACGACAACCUCCGGCAGCUCCUGGAGAAGGUGAAGCGAGGGGUCUUCCACAUGCCUCACUUCAUCCCCCCCGACUGCCAGAGCCUCCUGCGGGGCAUGAUCGAGGUGGAUGCAGAGAAACGGCUGUCGCUGGAACAGAUCCAGAAGCACUCCUGGUAUCAAGGAGGCAGGAACGAGCCGGAACCGGAGCAGCCAAUAGCUCGGAAAGUGAUGAUCUGUCGGCUCCAGUCGGUGAGCGACAUCGACCCGGACGUCCUGGACAGCAUGAACUCCCUCGGUUGCUUUCGGGACAAGAACAAACUGAAGCAGGACCUCCUGUUUGAGGAGGAAAAUCAGGAGAAAAUGAUCUACUUCCUGUUGCUGGAUCGGAAAGAGCGGUAUCCAAGCUGUGAAGAUGAGGACUUGCCGCCACACAAUGACAUUGACCCUCCAAGGAAGCGGGUCGACUCGCCCAUGCUGAACCGGCACGGCAAGCGCCGGCCUGAGAGGAAAUCGAUGGAGGUUCUGAGCGUGACGGACGGCGGAUCUCCAGUACCCGCACGCCGCGCCGUCGAUGUGGCCCAGCACAGCCAGCGGUCUCGCUCGGUCAGUGGAGCAUCCUGCGGUCUGUCUUCCAGCCCACUCAGCAGCCCCAGGCCCAUCCGUAAGUUCUCUGUCCCUCCUCAGAGCCCCGUCUUUAGCUUCUCGCCCGCCUCACCCGAACGUGACGCUUGUGCGGACUUCUGUCACCAGCCCGGCACCGUGUGGCAAUCGAAACUCGCGCACCAUCACCACCACCGCCAGCCUGACCCCAAGACACAAACGCUGCCAGCCAAGGCCAGCCUGAGUGAGAAGCCACUGCAGCCGAUCAGAUCCAACCCUCUUCCCAUCAACCUUGCAGCAACCUCUCCUUCCCCCAACCCCCAGAGCCACCACCCCGUUCCAUCAUCCCCCCACCACUCCAUCCCUUCACCCCCCUUCAUUCCUUCUGGCCCUGCUCGGUUUUUCCCAAGUACUAAAACCAGCGCCAAAUCUAUCCCUGCCACACAGGUGACCCCUCACCCCUCCCCUAGAGGCAGCCCCCUCCCUACCCCGCUGGGAACCCCCGUCCACACGCCAAAGGAGAGCCCCAGCAGCACACCCAACGCCACGCCGCCCUCCAGCCCCGGGGUCGGAGGAGUGCCCUGGAGGACUCGCCUCAACUCCAUCAAGAACAGUUUCCUCGGCUCACCGCGGUUCCAUCGGAGGAAGCUACAAGUACCAACGGAGGAAAUGUCGAGCCUAACGCCAGAAUCAUCUCCAGAACUUGCUAAGAAGUCAUGGUUUGGAAACUUUAUUAAUUUGGACAAAGAGGAACAGAUAUUUGUUGUCAUCAGGGAUAAACCUCUGAGCUCCAUCAAAGCAGACAUUGUUCACGCCUUCCUCUCGAUUCCCAGUUUGAGUCACAGCGUUAUAUCACAGACGAGUUUCCGUGCAGAGUACAAAUCAGUAGGGGGACCGACUGUCUUCCAGAAACCGGUGAAAUUCCAGGUGGACAUCACGUAUGCAGAAGGGACUGAGGCACAGAAAGAGAAUGGGAUUUAUUCCGUCACUUUCACAUUAAUGUCAGGACCCAGCCGCAGGUUUAAAAGGGUUGUGGAAACAAUUCAAGCACAGUUGUUAAGUGCACAUGAUCAGCCUUUGGUUCAAGCGCUUGCAGAUGAGAAAAACGGGCAGUUUAGCCACCCUUCAGGGACACCAAUCCGAGGAGCCCAGAGCAUGCCCAGGGCAUGGAACGAUUCCGAGUCUGUGGAGCACUUCAGGCGAGGAGAUUCCAAGCACUCGUCCUCCUUGAAAGAGAAACCCAAGCUCUUAUCCACCAAUGGCACCCAAAGUCAACCGUAAACUCAUCUAGCAAAAAUCUGACAAACUGAUUUGAAAAAAGGAGACAUCUCAUGUUGUCUUUGCGAGGAUGUAAAUAUCUUUAAACAAGAAGAGAAAUGGAGCUGGAUACGACCUCUAUAGUCCCAUUUCAUCUCAUUGUAUGGGCCACCACUUUGGGGAUGGGACCCACACAUUCUGAGUUGAUGCACCCAUUACAUUCAAGUCUGCUUCAGGAAAUUACGGGACUGGUUUCCACGCCAGGAUAAUGUGGGAUUGAGGGUCACGUUGCCCUGGAAACCUACCCUCCCCCACUUCUCUUCCUCUAUUCCCGUCAGGGAGGGAUAGCUGCUCAUGCAAUUUGGCCACAAAAUUUAGCAGAAUCCUCUUCCUCUGUGCAUCUAACUUGUUGCAGCCACGUGGGACAAGUCAAAGGGAAGGCAAGUACGCUUCUGUUCUUUGCCACUUCAUUGGCAACACUGCGCAGAACCAGUCCUGUUUUAUGCAAACACUGCCUGUCCUGGCUGAGCACAGGAGGCUUCCGUAGCGACGUACAGGAGCCUAGGCCCCUGAAGCAAGCACAAACCAUCAAUUGUACUGUUAAGCGAAUGGCUUCAAAAGGGCAAGGAAACAAAACUCAGCUGCUGUUUUGAAAACUCUUGAGACAUUUCACAUUUCCAGUGUUAACCACCUUCUCAAUCCCUUGCCCCAUGGUUGUAGAGAAACCCACUUUCAGAUGUUGUGUUUUAAUUCCAGAAGGAUUUUUUUUGUUACUUUCUGCUACGCAUCUGACACCGCUGUGGAUGAAGCUUCCUAUUAAGAGUGGUCCCGGGGGAACCAGAGAGGAGCUCUGCAUUCUAGAUAGCAAUUCCAAGCUAACCUCUGACCUGCAUUUUAGAGCAGAACCCGACUCCCUGGGUUGGAAAAGUCUGACUCUGGUGCACCUGUUGGAAAUACAGACCACUCAGCCUCUCAAACCAUGAUUGGGUGGAAUAGCAGAGCAGUCCUACCCUGGUUCCAAGAGGCUCUUUGUUCCCCCCCACAGCUUCCCCUUCAAGUCACAGGGGUACAACACAAGAGAAAGAAGUAGGCAAGAUCAUGGCAAAAGACACUAACAUGACAUGGGACAGGUGGGUUAAGUUUAGCUUUUCCACUAACAGUUGCUGUGUUUUACACUCCAAUCGAUUUCCCUCUUCACUAAAUUCAAGGCACAAACUAUUAAAGUUGCUAAAACAGAAACAGUGAUGAAGGGAAGGGAUCUGGGCUAAAGAUGAAGCAGACACGUGGAACUCGGAACUAGUCACUCCUGACUUGGUCUAUCUGCCUCUGGCUCAGACAGCUCCAGAAACAGUCAACAUUCAGAUAGCGGCAAGAACAGCAACAUAAUUUGAUAAGCCGAGAGAUCCUGGUCCAUUAUUUCAUAACUAUUUGUAAUCAACGUGGAUUGCAAAGGCUUUGUCACAAGAAAUCUCCACCCCAGACAAAAUUAGCUGUUACCAUUGCAACUUGUGGUAAAGAUAUCUUGGUACAAUCCUUCUGUUCAAUACCAAGUAGGGUUUACAGAUGGAAUACAAACCCAUCGGAAAAAUUUAUACCAGUUGAAAGUUGUUCAACACUCCCCCCAUGUUGCAAUUCCUUCCCACACUCACUCAAAGGUGCUGACCCUUGCUGGGAGCACGAUACAUAAUCUGCAUGUAGAGCACAAAUUCAUCCCCACCCCUCCAACCUCAAUCUGACACUGCCUGCAUUGUCUUGAAAGGUGAGGGGUGGGGGAAGGUAGUAGAUCACUGGGACAUCUACCAAGAGGAUUUCCUCCAAUCACAGACCCAGAUUUCCCAACUAAGAUUGACUGCUCACAGAAAUUAGAUGUUGGAAGAGACCAGAGAGGCAGAGUUUGUGACACAACUUUGAAAUUCCCUGGGUUUCUCUGAAUCACUCCAGUGUUUUGUGUUGGAAGCUAAUUAGUUCAUGCUCCAAUGCAAAGGUAACAGCUCAUAAAUGAAUCCCUGAGGAAGGCUAUUCAGCCCAUCAAUCCCUAGUCACUUUUCAUCCCACCACUGCCUUGUGAAUGUGCCUCCUUUAAGAAAGUGAAUGGUCUGGUUUGGGUGAUGGAGGUGUUGGACCUUGAUUUGCUCCAUAGCUCCCUCCCCUACCCCACACCGCCAACCAUUCCUUCCCUCUUGUGUUUUUCCUCUAUUGGCAAAGACUGGGGUAUCUGGCUAUUGGAUCGAAGGAAAGAAACUGUGCACAGUGCCAAUAGCAAGCCACACCCACCCCCCUCAAAAAAAAUUUAACAGCAACACAGUUGGCAUGGAAAUUGGGCUGAGUAAGGGGAUGAGUUAUGCACCUGACAGUGGAAGAUUAAAUGCAAGGCCGGACAAACAAAGCAUUUAGUCUUCCUUGUGUGAAUCUGCCACCAAUAUUUUUUUCUUUAAUACUCCUUCCUGGUUAUAGUUCUGUACGUUGAACGCCUGUAUGUACACAAUGUCCAAGUGUGUGUGUAUUUUUUUAAGUUAAUAAUAUGCAGUAAAGCUGAAUAUGCUGUACCAUCUGUUUCAGAGGUUAUUAUACAGCACAGCACUCAAAGAAUUAAUAGUUUGCUCCAGAUGACUUUAAAAGCAGCAGGAUGCUUACAUGUAAAGUGGGCUUUUCUCCCCGCCCACCACAAUUUUUUUCUUUGAUUCCAUCACUAUAAUACUUCAUCAACUGAACAAACCUGUAAAUUUGUAU